AUGAUGUCACAUGUUAUGAGAAUAUUUCGUUUUGCUAAUGUGCCAGUUGAUUUCGAAGAAGUUGAACUAACUUCAAGCCUUGCUGAUGAUUCUUUAGAAAAUGCAAUAAUUGCUAUAAAACGUAAUGGUAUCGCUAUAAAAGGAAAUAUUGAAACAAAAUUCGACGACCCUGCUUUCAAAUCACACAACGUUGAACUUCGUAAGCGCCUCGAUUUGUAUGCUAAUGUACUACACUGUGUAACAAUUCCCACAAUUCCUUCAAGACAUAAAAAUAUUGAUAUCGUAUUAAUACGUGAAAAUACUGAAGGUGAAUAUUCUGGGCUUGAACACGAAGCUAAAAAGGGAAUUGUCGAAAGCCUGAAGAUUGUAACAAGGCAUAAUAUUGAACGAAUUGCUCGUUUUGCAUUCGAUUAUGCAAUGCUGAAUAAGCGAAGAAAAGUAACAGCCGUGCAUAAAGCCAAUAUUCAGAAACUUGGCGACGGUCUUUUUCUGAAGGUUUGUAAAGAGCUUGCUGCGUCGGAAUAUCCAUCGUUGGAGUUGAAUUCAAUGAUCGUCGAUAACGCUUCUAUGCAAUUGGUUUCAAGACCACAGCAGUUCGAUGUGGUUCUUAUGCCCAAUCUAUACGGAAAUAUUAUUUCAAAUAUUGUUUGCGGAAUUGUUGGUGGUGCGGGUCUUAUAUCUGGCAUUAAUAUUGGUUCUAAAUAUGCUGUUUUUGAAACUGGCACUCGAAAUUCGGGUACAAUUUUAGCUGGUAAGGAUAUUGCAAAUCCAACUGCUUUUAUUUGUGCUUCUCUUGACGCUUUAAGAUAUUUGCAUCUUGAUACGUAUGCUGAUCUGAUUUCACAUGCGUUGUAUAAGAGUUUAACAGUACAGGGUAUGCACACCAAGGAUAUUGGUGGUGAUAAAAAAUUGUCCGAAGUCAUCGAAGCUAUAAUUGAUAAUCUUCGAGAAUCUCAGUCUUUAUGA
Messenger RNA from Dracunculus medinensis (Guinea worm), 966 nucleotides. NCBI's taxonomy places the organism in Eukaryota, Metazoa, Nematoda, Chromadorea, Rhabditida, Dracunculidae. The record is from the annotation of a GenBank genome assembly.